This is a messenger RNA of Meloidogyne enterolobii, 1038 nucleotides long. The record is from the annotation of a GenBank genome assembly. Lineage: Eukaryota; Metazoa; Nematoda; Chromadorea; Rhabditida; Meloidogynidae.
UAUACCUAUUUAGCUUCUUCAAUGAAUCCCUCAGAUGGACAAAUUUGGGAGAAGUUGACUGAAACAAUUUUAAAUGAAUGGCUCCAGAGGUUGUGUAAAAGGUUUAAUUCUAAGAAAGCUGCUUCUGUUCGUAUUGCUUCAUUAAUAUCUUUGCUGGUUAAUUUGAAUUUAACCUUUAUACUUCCAAAUCUGCUUCGUAUUUUGAAUGCUCAUAAUCGAAUUUGGGGGGCAUUUUAUGAUGUGCCAGACAAUUACUUUAGAAAGUUUGCUGAUUUUAAUGAUGCAAUAAUAUCUCCAAACAAUAUUCUUGGUUAUCAUGAAAAUUUUAACCCUCAUCCUCCUGUUAUGAAGGAGCAAGAUAGACAAACAUUUUUCACUGAGCUAGAUCAAAGUAAGGAUGCUAUAUGCCACCCAUAUGUUUUAAAAUACGUUGUUGUCACUCGAUUACUAGUUGUUGGUAUCUACAAUGCUUUGCCAUUCUUUAGACAAUUGUCAAGAAAUGAUCAAAGCUUAUUAUUAAAUCAUCAUAUAAGAAUUGUUAAUUCUUAUAUCAGUUCCUUCAUUUCCGCAAAAAUGAAGUCAAAUGUGUUAAUUGGUACAGACGGCAUUAGUGCUUUGGAUAUUGUCGAAGCACAAACAAAAUAUCGGGAAAAUAAAAUUUUAAUGAAUUUGGCACAAAGAGCAUUUACUAAACUAAUUGACCCCUUCUUCCAAAUAAUUCCAACUAUUGCUGAAGAUGAAUUCGCUUUAACUUUAACAAUACUUUGUGCAACUGGAGUAUCUGAUCUCUCUUUACAUGCCCGUGUACUGCUCCAAAAUGAAUGCGAAUUUUAUGCCAAAAAGCUUUUAAAUCUUUGUCAAGUCCGGUUUGGCGAUGUGAAGGGUGCUUGUCGUUAUGCUGAAUUUAUGCAUUUAAUUGAAACUGCAUUCACGUUUGACAGAAAUUUUGAAUUAUACGUUACUUAUGUAUCAACUUUUUAUAUUCAAAAAAGCAUUGAUAUUUACAUUCCCGAAUAUUUGUUAAAAUUAUUAUUCUAA